Messenger RNA from Notolabrus celidotus (New Zealand spotty), 4793 nucleotides. Its product is annotated as suppressor of tumorigenicity 14 protein homolog. Bases 319 to 2973 code for a protein of 884 amino acids. The transcript is spliced from 19 exons. NCBI's taxonomy places the organism in Eukaryota, Metazoa, Chordata, Actinopteri, Labriformes, Labridae. Gene Ontology annotation, molecular function: serine-type endopeptidase activity; protein binding. Gene Ontology annotation, biological process: acrosome reaction; proteolysis. The record is from RefSeq and is a predicted model, not a curated record.
UAUCUGUCGCACGGAUGGCUGUGCGGAUUGAGCCCUUUCAUAGAGCUCCCAUUGUCCCCCGCACUGCAUUCUGGGGCUCCGUGUGACACCUGCCGCCCCGUUCAGGUAAACGGGAGGCGGUGAAUGCGCGCCGCAUCCGAGCCGCUCAGGUCGGAUUUCUGCACUUUUUUUUUUCAAAGGAAGCUACAGCGGGGGUUUCCUCUCUGCCUCCCUCUCUCUCUCUCUCUCUCUCUGCCUCCCUCCCUCUCUUCAUCUCUUCAUCGUUUCUAUGCCUAAGGUAUUGUUGCAUAUCGCCUUGGAGCUGAACGGGACAGUGCUAUGAGGACUCUCCCUGAAAGCAAGACUUGUGAAGUGUACUGCGUCUCCGGGCAUGGACGUUCAAGCUGCGCCGCUGCACAGGGAGAGGGGGAGCUGAAGGAGCCCACCCAGUCACUGAGCCCCCCCACGAAGCAGGAGGAGAAGGUGGAGGGGGGGCGAGCUCCAGCAUGUGGCUCGUGGAGGAGAUGGAUGCUAGGACUCCUGCCUUUCUUUCCCUUCACUGCUGCCAUUGCACUCACCCUCCACUUCUUAACAUCCCCGCCAUCUUCAGUGUUCUUCCUCGGUGGCAGUGUGGAGUUCCCAAACUUGAGCUUCACCUCGGAGCUGGUUGACUCCUCCUCCCCUCAGUUCCGCCUGCAGGCUCAGGCUUUGAACCAUUAUUUCUCAGAGCUCUACGAGUCCUCACCAUGGAGCUCUUACUACCUGCACUCAGGGAUUUCUGCCUUCAGUGAAGGAACAGAGGGGCUCAACGUCUUCUACUGGAGUAAAUUCUCUGCUCCAGACGAUGUGGCCUUAGAGAUCAGGGGGUCCAGCCCAGAGAGGCUGCAGCGCAGGCUUCCAGGCAGCAACAAGGUGCUGCGGGACAGCCGCUAUGAGCAGCGCUAUUACAUGGAGCGAGAUGAUGACAUGCUCCACCUGCUGGGUUUGGAUCCUGAUGACUUUGAAUGUGAAGAAAAAUCAGACAAGAGUAAAAACCCAAACAGCAUCCAGAGUGGGAAGUGGCAGCUUGGUUUCCAAGCCAUGUCCUUUGACCUCUAUGCCAAGUAUGGCAACAACCGCACCCUGAGCCUUGUGAGUCCAAAGAAGCCGUACUACCAGUGGCGCCUCCGCGUGCCGUCAGGUCAUGUGGUUCGACUGGUCGUCCUCACCCUGCAUGGUGCCACUCCAGGAAGCUGCACCACACACAAGCUAUCAGCCUAUGACUUCUUACUGCCUUUACAGAACAAGAUCAUUGCCAGGUGGUGUGGGCUGCCUGUUUCAGGAUCGUCUCCUGUCAUGAAGCUGACUUCCUCUGGGAACGUGAUGCUGGUCACUUUUUCCUUCAGCAGACAGAGGGAUGGUGCCAUCUUCAAAGCCUACUUCCAAGCCAUCCCAAAAGCAGGUUGUGGAGGGUCAAUAUCCUCCUGGAAUGGCUCCAUCUCCUCCCCCUACUAUCCUGCUUACUACCCUCCUAACGUGGACUGUACCUGGACAUUAAGGGCGCCGUUACCUGGAUACCUGAUCUCACUGACGAUCGUGACAAUGGACAUUCAGGACUCGUCAUCAGAUGGCUGUGAGAAAGACUGGCUGGAUAUCGGAGGGAUCAAGCUGUGUAAUCCAAUGUCAGACAGCAGCAAGAAGAGAGUCUACUCCUCUCCUGUCUCCAUCCACUUCCACUCGGAUGAAUCUCUCACUCACAAAGGAUUUUACCUGCUCUACCGAGCCUUUUCUCCAGAGGGCACCUGUCCUCGUCAGUUUCGCUGUGGUGACGGGCGCUGCAUUCCUCUGAGGAAAGUGUGUGACGGAUCAAAAGACUGCUCAGACGGACGGGAUGAGGCUCGAUGCUCAGCCUCCUGCAGGCCAGGUGAGGUGUUGUGUGGGAAUGGACAGUGUAAGCCUCACAGCAGCCUGUGUGUGAGCCAGAGCACCUGCCAAGACAGCAGCGAGGAGGGACCGUGUGGAGGUAAAUGUUACCACGUGUGUCCCAACAAGGUCUGUCUGUCCAAAUCAUCCGUGUGUGAUGGUGUUAUUGACUGCAAAGACCGCAGCGAUGAAUUCAACUGUACCAGAGCGUACUUCAAAGGCUGCUCCUUAUCCUCGUUCAAAUGUGCCAAUGGAAAGUGUGUCAGUAAGGUGAACCCUGAGUGCGAUGGAGUUAAAGACUGUUAUGAUGGCUCAGAUGAACUGCGCUGUGGCUGUGGCACCAGGCCCAGAAAGCGUGCCAAGAUAGUGGGCGGCUCUGAUUCAGGGCCAGGGUCUUGGCCGUGGCAGGUCAGCCUCCAGAUGGAUCGCUAUGGACACGUCUGUGGAGCUACACUGGUCGCCAGCCGCUGGCUCAUCUCUGCAGCUCACUGCUUCCAGGACUCGGACGCCAUAAAAUACUCAGACGCUCGGGCGUGGCGGGCCUACAUGGGGAUGCGUGUGAUGACUACAGGGAACAACGGAGCGGCAACGAGACCAAUCCGCCGCAUACUCAUCCACCCGCAGUACGACCAGUUCACCUCUGAUUACGACAUCGCCCUCCUCGAGCUCAGUGCUCCGGUCUUCUUCAAUGACUUGGUGCAACCUGUGUGUGUCCCUGCACCCACACACACCUUCACAACGGGGACCAGCUGCUACGUCACAGGCUGGGGCGUCCUGAUGGAGGACGGUGAACUGGCUUCUCGCUUACAAGAGGCUUCAGUGAAGAUCAUCAACAGGAACACGUGCAACAAGCUGUACGAUGACGCUGUCACUCCCAGAAUGCUGUGCGCUGGGAAUCUGCAGGGAGGGGUGGAUGCCUGCCAAGGGGACUCAGGAGGUCCGUUGGUGUGUCUGGAGCGAGGCAGACGGUGGUUCCUGGCGGGGAUUGUAAGCUGGGGUGAAGGCUGCGCGAGGCUGAAUCGUCCUGGCGUCUAUACACAGGUAGUUAAAUUCACAGACUGGAUCCAUCAGCAGACUAAAGGACAGGUGUGACAGAAAUCCAGACUGACACGAACAAAGUGACAGACUUGAGGUGCAGGACGAAGGCGACAGAUCUGGAGUCGAUCUUCAGACUGUUGCUAUGAUUGCGUGACAACAAAUUCAUCCAUUUCUGGGAGUAUAUCAUUGACACCAACGUGGUCCACCUACCUAACCCGACAACUGCCUUCAGAUCUUCAAACAUCUGCUGAGGCUGUGCUGACAGGCACAGAGAGUCUGCACUGAACAGCUGUGUUAAAUGAACCUGGUUUUGUCUCACUACAUAGACAUGUGGUUUAAACAAAGAUAAGUUAGUUAUUAAAAAAAAGGCCCUUUAGCUUUUGAUUGUGCUCUCUGCACAGAUGUCAUGAUUUUCAUGUUUCAGAAUUAUAUAGUGGUGAGUGUUUCUUACAGAUAUAAGCAUCCAAAUGUAUCAAAGUGUAUGAAGUUUCAGAUCAGCAUUACUUUGAGAUAAAUAAUGAUUAAAAAAACACAACUUUAUUACUUCUGCAGAAAAAAUGUGAUCUAUGCCCUGAGCAACUCGAACAACUUUAUUAAUCCCUCUAGGGGCAGUUUGUUUGGAGCAGCUUGUACAAAAAUAAUAACAUAAAUACAAACAGACAGAUGGACAACAAUGAACCAAGUACACUAUGGGUAUCAGCAGACUGAUAAGAUAGGUAGAAUAAAAAUCAAUAAAGGAUCAGUACAAUAAAAAAAAAGAGUCAGUCUGGUAAAAAUGAUUAAACAUUUAUAAUUAACUUAAGGAGCAUUUUACAAUCUAAUUUCAGAGGGAAUAAACGAUUUAGAACAGCUGUUCGUUUGAAAAACAGGCAAAAAAAAAACAAGUUCUGAAGACUACAAAGAAAAUUCACCCGUGAUCUGCUAUUAAAAAAAACCUACAGCAGAACAACAUAUUUGACCAAUCAGACUGUGCUCAGCAAGGUGUGCAAUAAAUGUUUAUGUAUCAAUCAAAACAUAUAUGCAUACAAUUAAACCAAUAUGUCAGACAUUUGCUAGAAUCAUCAUGUUGUGUAUACAUCCCUACUUUUUUGUGUCCUUUUGUGAAAGUCAUUUUUAGACAUAUAAAAGUUGUUCAUGAUAACAUCCCAUCAAACUACACAACCUGCUUGAAAACCUCCUCAGCAAAUACAAACUCAAGACAGUGUGCAUGUAAAAGUAGACGAUCACUUCCUGUUCGACUGAAUGUCUGCCCUCCAUCCUGUCCCUGUCAAAGCUACAUGCCUCCUGAAAGUGACCGCGUCAGGUGCUGACAGCAGCAAUCGCAUCAGUUAUUUUCUCCCCACACAAGCAUAGAGCCUUAAAUGUGUCCUUGUACUGUAUAUGUGUGUCCAUGGCUCACUGUGUAACUGUUAUUGUACUGUAUGUGUAUGUUUGUGCAUUUGUAUAUCAUGAGUUUAUCUGAGUCAUAGCCUUAUGUUGAGUAUAUUCUGUUAUAUAGAAAGUAAAUAAUCCCUCCAUAUGAGGUAAUAAUAUAUUUUUCAUUUCAGUUGUAUCCUGAUUUAAUUUAUCUCUGGUGUCUCUGAAUAAAGCAUCAUCACCGCUCCCCUCACAGCCCUGCAGUGAGGAAGAAAUGAGAUCAUCAAAAACAAUCUUACUGAUCUCUGAAUGCAGACACACCUGCACUUCAAUAUUUCUUCUCCUCUCUGUUCAAAAUCAGUUGACAUCACCACCCUGUGGUCGCCCUGCACCACUGUUUAUUUAAUGUCUGGAAGGAGUGAUGCACUUUACACCCAAAGGACUUUAAUACAUGCAGUUUGCAUCAUUGUUUAUACCACUUUAUAUGCCUUUAUAUUAAAGACACAAUUUCCAAUGCA